AUGACAACUAAAAGACUAGCAUGUCAAAACUGUAGGCAGAAGAGGAAAAAAUGCGACCUUGAGCUUCCCUGUUCCAGAUGUACAAGACUUAAGGUAGAAUGUAUCCCUACGGUGCAAGACAUGAGGAAAGAAAAGGCUACUAAUACUUACAGGAAACGAUUAGAAGAUCAUGUUGCGUAUCUCGAAGGACUUUUGAAUGAAAAGCAGGCUGCUUUGCUCCAUGUAACCCCUCAAGGAAAAAAAUUGGAUGAACUACAUAAGGACACUGAUAUUCGUCAAAGUGUAGUUCUUUUCUUCAAAUGGCUGUAUCCGAACCAAUUCGUAUUCAUCUUUAGAGAGGCCUUUUUAGUUGCAUUUUUGCGAGAACAGCAAGAGGGUCAUGAGUACAUCUCGGAAGAACUGGUAUAUGCCGUAGCCGCCUUAGGAGCAAGCCUUAAUAAACGUUCAGAUCCCCUCUAUGCGCGGGCGCAAGAAUACUAUCAAUUGGCAAAGGAUAAAACAUUAGCUAAAGUUUUUCAGCAAGAAGAUAAUGAUAAAUCUUCUCUGCCUAAAUUAGUCCUCAUUCAGACUCUGCUUUGCCUGGCAUUUUAUGAAAUUAGAGUUGGUAAUAACGAAUUAGCGUGGUAUUUCUCGGGAUUAGCGUUUAGAAUAGUGCAUGAAAUUGGGCUUCAUUUACAUUCUAGCUCUUGGAGUAUCAACAAAGAGGAACAUGAACAGAGAACUAGUGAAAAUUUAUCUCAAUACGAUACAGAAGUAAGAAGUAGAAUUUAUUGGGGGUGUUAUUUGGCAGAUCAUCUGAUAUCACAAUUAUUCGGUAGAGUCUCCACUUUAAGUCUUUCUAAUUCAACGGUUCCUGAAACUGACGAAUUACCGAGCACUGCAGCUGAUAUCAAGGAAUUCGUUCUUUGUAAACAGGCUGAGUGUCCGCAAGUAGCAAACCCCGUGAAAUCUUUAAUCGUCCUCUCUAGAAUUACUUCAUGGUUUGUGAAUAAGAUAUUUAUCCAGUCCUACAUUUUGGAAGAACGAAUGGAAAAUUUAGCCAAAUUUAACGCAGAAAUGGUGAAUUGGAAAACUUCCCUGUCGCAAGAAUUACAAUGGUCACGAGAAAGCCUGUUGGCAGAUUCCUUUUAUGAUCCAACAAUAUGUUAUGUUUGGUAUCACUAUUACAUGGCAUUGUUGUCAUACAACAAGCCGUUUGUCUCUCAAAGUGUAAAGAGUCGCCAAUUGAUUGAAGAAUCGAUUCAAGAUCUCUACUUGAUUCUUAAGAAUUGGGAGGCCUCUUGGGGCGGUUACGAAAAAUGUAACCUAUAUACAGUUUACACCGCCAUUCUAGCCAUCCAAUGUUAUGAGACUGGAAACAUUAGCAGAGCUCAUUAUGACGAUUUCCGUGCAUUCCUUAAUUCCCCUUCGUUAAAUUUUAAACUCCCCAUAUCCGUUCCAAAAGUUCAAGAAAAUAAUAAUCCCAUGGAAUCUCUUAGUCUCUCCAACUUCUUUGAUACUUACAAUCCCGAUUUCUCUUUGCUCAAUGAGAUCAAUUCUUUGCUGGACAUCGAUAAUACACAUUUCCUCUAG
Molecule: messenger RNA, 1572 nt
Organism: Zygosaccharomyces rouxii
Lineage: Eukaryota; Fungi; Ascomycota; Saccharomycetes; Saccharomycetales; Saccharomycetaceae
Product: Zn(II)2Cys6 transcription factor
Exons: 1
Coding region: 1-1572 (523 amino acids)
Biological process (GO): regulation of DNA-templated transcription; DNA-templated transcription
Molecular function (GO): DNA binding; zinc ion binding; DNA-binding transcription factor activity, RNA polymerase II-specific
Source: RefSeq, a predicted model, not a curated record